AUGAUUUUACCGUCAAAUUUGACAACUAUCUAGAACAAAACAUUUAAUAACCUUAUAAUACAGCAAAUUAAACAAAAUGAGCGUUAUAAAACAAGAGGAACACAAUUUCACAACCCCAACGAAACAAAUCAAAACCAUAAGUGAUAUGCAAACCUGGGACAAAUCAGAAGCGUAUUUUGAGUUGCUUGGUUUUAUAGUAACCAUUAACAAAUCCUGUGAAGGUCUCAGCAAUGAAGAGGGAAGUAAAAAUGCUUCACCUGCCAUAAUAAAGUGUGCAGAGAUGAUUGAUUACUUAGAUAACAUGGUUGAUGAAAUACCACCAAUUGAUCAACCACAGAGAUUUGGAAAUCAAGCCUUCAGAACUUGGUACCAAAAACUAAAAGAUGAUAUUUUUGACAUACUACAAACACUGCUCCCAGAAAAGUUGUACAGAGCAGUACCUGAAAUUAUGGAAUACCUCACUGAAGCAUUUGGCAAUUCGACUAGGAUAGAUUAUGGAACUGGUCAUGAAAUAUCAUUCAUAAUGUUCCUCUGUUGCCUUUUCAAAAUUGGGUUCUUGGAGGAAGCAGAUCAACCAGCCACAGCAUGUCUUGUUUUUGUAAAGUACUUAAACCUUGUCAGAAAACUGCAGCAAACCUACAGAAUGGAACCAGCAGGAAGCCAUGGUGUUUGGAGCUUGGAUGAUUAUCAAUUUGUGCCCUUUAUAUGGGGCAGCUCACAACUUUCUGGAAAAGUUGUGGUAGACCCUUCUCAAUUUUAUAAGGACUCUAUUGUCCAAAAAUACUCUGAUCAAUACAUGUUUAUUAGCUGUAUUAAAUACAUUAAUGAAGUGAAAAAAGGGCCUUUUGCAGAACAUUCUAAUCAACUGUGGAGCAUUAGUGGUGUCCCCACAUGGACUAAAAUUAAUUCAGGCCUAAUUAAAAUGUACAAAGUUGAGGUUCUUUCCAAAUUUCCCUUGGUGCAACACAUCGUCUUCGGAUCACUGUUCACUCUUAAGCCAGCACCAUUUGAAGCCAGCAUCAGAAGACCCCCAGUAACCGAUUUCAAGCGCCCACCUCCUCCUGCUUCCGGUCCCGCCGCCAAUGCCACCACUAAAGGGAAUAGUGGCGAAAAAUCUGAGCCUUAAAUUAUCUUUUGGUUUAAGGUCAUACUUUAUUAUUGUAUUUAUUUGUUAUAAUAAAUGUUAAUUAACAAAU
Aethina tumida (small hive beetle) is the source of this 1196-nucleotide messenger RNA. It is a transcript of the gene Ptpa, whose product is annotated as serine/threonine-protein phosphatase 2A activator. The transcript is spliced from 7 exons. Gene Ontology annotation, cellular component: protein phosphatase type 2A complex; cytoplasm; nucleus. Gene Ontology annotation, molecular function: peptidyl-prolyl cis-trans isomerase activity; protein tyrosine phosphatase activator activity. The record is from RefSeq and is a predicted model, not a curated record. NCBI's taxonomy places the organism in Eukaryota, Metazoa, Arthropoda, Insecta, Coleoptera, Nitidulidae. Gene Ontology annotation, biological process: mitotic spindle organization. The coding region runs from base 77 to 1126 and encodes 349 amino acids.